This is a messenger RNA of Aethina tumida (small hive beetle), 714 nucleotides long. RefSeq lists its product as uncharacterized. The record is from RefSeq and is a predicted model, not a curated record. The coding region runs from base 16 to 489 and encodes 157 amino acids. The transcript is spliced from 4 exons. NCBI's taxonomy places the organism in Eukaryota, Metazoa, Arthropoda, Insecta, Coleoptera, Nitidulidae.
UUUACAUUGUACAUCAUGUUUCUGUUUAAGGUUUUUUUAUGCGGGGCAAUUUUAACACCUUUAUGUAUGGGCCAAAUAGACAGAUCACUAUUUGAUAACUACCUGGAAAAUUCCCUAUCUGAUGAAGAAAUAUUGAUGAAGAUAAAUGAGAAACUGUUUGACAUGAACGGAUAUCAACUGGUCGACUUCAGUGGAGAAGAUUAUCCCGAAGAUUACCAUCAGGAAAUAGAGAAACAGAGGAGAUACAUAAAUCAAGUGAUAUCAAAACGGGAAUUCAAAAGAUGCAAGCAGACGGUUGUGGAAACAAAUACCAUGGGGCAAACUUAUUUCGAAAUAAUAUGUCAUGAGAUGGAUAGAGCCGGAACAAACCAUGGCUAUAUAAUUAAUGAACAUUGCCAUAAUGUAACGAAGAAUUUUAAAUUUAAAGUGUCCCGUGGAGGUUGCGAGAUGAAACCAAUAUCUAUCAAAAUGGGCUGUGCUACUGUAUAAUUUUUAUUAUUCAAGGAUUUCUUGUUUUUACAAAAUAAAUUAAUAUUCAUUUUGUGUGAUUUUGUACUUUUAUAAUUUGAAAUAUUUUAAGGUGGCGCCAUCUAUGUAUAAUAUAAAUAAUUAAAUAAAAGUAAUAUGGGUUGCAUACAAAUAGAUGAAUUAACUUUAUUGGCUAGUAUAGUACAAAAAAACCCAUAAAAUAACAAAAUAAAGUUUUUAAAUUUA